Molecule: messenger RNA, 1547 nt
Organism: Megalobrama amblycephala (Wuchang bream)
Lineage: Eukaryota; Metazoa; Chordata; Actinopteri; Cypriniformes; Xenocyprididae
Gene: rx2
Product: retinal homeobox gene 2
Biological process (GO): positive regulation of transcription by RNA polymerase II
Molecular function (GO): DNA-binding transcription factor activity, RNA polymerase II-specific; RNA polymerase II cis-regulatory region sequence-specific DNA binding
Source: RefSeq, a predicted model, not a curated record
ACAAUAGUUUAACACAUGAUUUUGUCAAAAAACUAUUGAGCGAUGCAUUGACCACGUCUUAACUAAAAGUCUUAUUAACCCCUGCUGUUCUUCAACAGAUCUUUGAAAGAGAAUCUCUACCACAAACUGGAACCUGAUCCUCUUUUGGACAUUAUUUGCAUGCUGUUUCCACGAGGAGACUUACUUUAAGGGCAGAUUGGAUGCAUUUGUCACUGGAUAUGAUGAACAUGGUGGAUGAUGGCUGCCUCUCAACGGACAACUAUCAUGACCUGGGUAAAGGUGGCGCCCCGGGCAUGGGAGGCCGCGUUCACAGCAUCGAUGUGAUUCUGGGCUUCAGUAAGGACCAGGAUCCUCUGCUCAACCCGGUCGGGCCUGUUGACACACACAAAGUGGACGGAGCGGACCUGGGAGAACAGGAGAAGCAAGUGAACUCUGACCCCUACGGUCACCUGCAAAGUCUUCCGGACAGCUCACAGCAGUCAGCAUAUCACGAUACUGGGCUUUUCUCCACGGAGAAGUGUGACACAGAUUUGGGAGAUCCACGGAGCAAUGUGGAGAGUGACAGCCGUUCCCCGGAUGCUCCCGAUGAGGAUCAACCUAAAAAGAAACACAGACGCAACAGAACCACCUUCACGACCUAUCAGCUGCACGAGCUCGAGCGCGCCUUUGAGAAGUCCCACUACCCGGAUGUGUACAGUCGAGAAGAGCUGGCGAUGAAAGUCAACCUCCCAGAAGUUCGAGUUCAGGUGUGGUUCCAGAACCGGCGUGCAAAAUGGCGGCGACAAGAAAAAAUAGACACGGGCAGCAUGAAGCUCCACGACUCUCCCAUGCUGUCCUUCAACCGACCGACUAUGGCGCCCAACGUGGGGCCCAUGACUAAUUCUCUACCCCUGGACCCCUGGUUGUCCUCCCCGCUCUCCAGUGCCACUCCUAUGCACAGCAUCCCGGGCUUCAUGGGACCAAGCCAAAGCCUCCAGCCUGCCUAUACGGGUCACCCUGGCUUUCUGAACUCUUCUCCAGGCAUGGUACAGGGAAUGCAACCAAUGCCACCUCCUCCUUACCAGUGUCCCCCAGCAUUUAAUGAUAAAUACCCAUUGGAAGACGUAGACCGCAGCUCUAGCAUUGCAGCUUUGAGGAUGAAGGCCAAGGAGCACAUUCAGUCCAUGGACAAAACCUGGCAACCCAUGUAACGGGAAAAUGUUACAAUAUUUCAUUGGGAUCUCAUUGGAUGCAUUUUUAAAAAUGACCUGCAUCCAUUAGGAAUAGGGUUCCUCCAAAUGCCAUUGAAGCAACCUGGAAACAUGAAGAUCUCUUGUACUCGUUUCAUAUCAUCUUUGAAUUGUCUGGAAAAUAAAACUAAACAAUUUUAAGGACCUCAUCAUUUGAGGAUAUCUUCAUAACAUACGAUACCCGGAGUUACGUCGAUGGUCAAACCUGCUUGGCAUGUUGGAUUUGAAAUUUUUGCAACAUAUCACAGGACAGUUUGGGAUUGUAGAAUCUACAGUAAGGCGUUUCUUAAUUCUUACCAGCAGAUGUUGAUCUCCUUA